AUGAAAAAGAUCUUUCAGAACAACCACGCUGAGGUUGCUCCGCCAUUGCUAGAAAAUGAGGAAUGCUGGUAUCUGCCGACUUUCGGAGUCUUUCAUCCACAGAAGCCACACAACAUACGCGUGGUGUUUGACUCAAGCGCAAAGCACUCAGGGAUGUCUCUGAACGACACUCUCCUCAAAGGCCCGGACCUAAACAACUCCCUUCCCGUUCUCUCUGUGGCCAUCUAUGGACUCAGGAGAGCUAUCCAGGAAGGGGCACACAAACAUGGAGCAGACACAGUCAAGUUCGUUGAGCGCCAUUUUUAUGUUGAUGAUGGCCUCAUCAGUGUGCCAACAGACAACGAAGCCAUAAGCCUCCUCCAGAGAACUCAAGCCUCGCUCAGUGAGUCAAACUUGAGGCUGCACAAGUUCGCUUCGAACAGCAGCGCUGUCCUGCAAGCGUUCGCCCCAGAAGAUCGAGCAGUUCUCAAAGACUUGGACCUCAGUGCUGAAGCUACUCCAGUGCAACGUAGCUUAGGCUUGCUAUGGGUAACCACUGCGGACACCUUCACAUUCAAAGCAUCUGAAGACAAAAAGCUUUUCACGCGCAGAGGUGUUCUGUCUACGGUGAACAGUAUAUUUGAUCCCCUAGGCAUGCUCGCCCCUGUAACCAUUGAGGGCAAACAUCUGCUGAGAGAGUUCUGUGCUGACAAGUGUGAUUGGGAUGCUCCCCUUCCUGAAGGAAAGCUAAAACAGUGGGAAUUUUGGAGGGACUCUCUACAAGAUUUGAACAAGCUGCACAUCCCAAGAGCAUAUACUCCUACGUCUCUCUCUAAAGUUGAACACAAAGAGCUGUGUGUGUUUUCCGAUGCGUCUGUCAAAGCCAUUGGAGCCGUGGCGUACCUCAAGACGAUUCAAGCUGAAGAACAAGUCAAUGUUGGAUUCAUUCUCGGAAAGGCUAAACUAGCUCCACUCUCCCAACCAACGAUCCCACGUUUGGAACUGUGCGCUGCGGUAUUGGCUGUGGAGGUUGCUGAUCUCAUCCAAGAUGAACUGGACUUGAAGCUGGACUCUGUCAAAUUUUUCUGUGACAGCAAAUUUGUCCUCGGAUAUAUUCACAAUCGGACUAAACGCUUCCAUGUCUACGUUCACAACCGAGUCCAACGCAUCCAUCAGUCUACAAAACCAAACCAGUGGUUCUACGUUCGCACCGAUGACAAUCCUGCGGACCACGCAUCCAGGUCGGUUCCAGCAGCAUACCUUACACGGACCACAUGGUUCACUGGACCAGCUUUUCUGCACAAACCAAAACUUGGUCCUGAAAACACAUCAGAAACCUUUGAACUUGUAAAUCCUGAAACAGAUACAGAGAUACGAGCUGAAGUGAGCAGUUAUUUGACACAAACUCAAGAGAAGUGUUUUGCCACACGUUUCCAACGCUUUUCAUCUAUGCAUUCACUCACCAGAGCAAUAGCAACUCUCAUCCAUGCGAUCAAGACUUACAAACAAAACAAGUCUGACACACACAAGGUAGUCCAGCAGUGCAAGCUUCCAUGUACUUCUGAUGAGUUGGCUCAAGCUAGACAUGUCAUUAUCAAAGCGGCUCAAGAAGAGUUUUUCUCACAAGAAAUGGUGGCUCUGGCAAGCAAUCAACCUGUGCCCAGAAACAGUGCACUUCAAAAGCUUAAUCCAGUUCUAAAAGAGGACUUGAUUUGGGUCGGUGGCAGACUUAAACAUGCUCAGAUAAACGCAACAGAACGGAACCCGAUCAUCUUGCCAAAGAACAGUCACAUUUCCCUGCUUCUAGUGAGACAAUACCACAAACAAGUCAAACAUCAAGGUCGUCACUUUACCGAAGGCGCCCUCCGAGCAGCAGGCUACUGGAUCAUUGGAGGAAAACGACUCAUCGCCUCAGUUUUGCACAAGUGCGUGACAUGUCGACAGCUGCGUCGUAAAGUAGAACAACAGCUCAUGGCAGAUCUGCCGCCAGAACGCUUGCAAGUGUCCCCUCCCUUCACGUACGUUGGAGUGGACGUGUUUGGGCCCUGGCCAGUCAUUUCCAGGCGCACUAGAGGUAGCCACGCUGAGAACAAACGGUGGGCUAUGCUCUUCUGCUGCAUGAGUUCACGGGCUGUCCACAUCGAGGUCAUCGCUUCCUUGGACACCUCCAGCUGCAUAAAUGCACUCAGGAGGUUCUUCGCAAUACGUGGACCUGUCAAGCAGAUCCGAUCAGACUGUGGAACAAACUUUGUGGCAGCAGCCAAAGAGCUGGGGCUGAGCCAGAAAAAUCCAAAUGUGUCAAUGCAGAAGUUUUUAAGUGAGCAGAACUGUGAGUGGGUGUUCAAUCCACCCCAUGCUUCCCACAUGGGGGGGUCCUGGGAAAGGCUUAUCGGACUUUCAAGACGCAUCCUGGACGCUAUCUUGCUCAAAGACAACAUUCAGCUCACCCACGAUGUUUUGUGCACUCUAAUGACGGAAGUAUCCGCAAUCAUCAAUGCCAGACCCCUGGUUCCAGUCCCAAACAAUCCAGACUCACCUUCCAUUCUCUGCCCUGCCAUGAUUCUCACACAGAAAGUGGGAGUCCCACCACCCCAAGGAGAAUUCACAAACAAAGAUCUCUACAGCAAACAAUGGAGACAAGUCCAAGCUUUCGCGGACGAGUUCUGGCGUCGCUGGCGUCAGGAAUAUCUUCCAACUCUACAGACUCGAAGGAAAUGGACUGAAAUGAGAAGGAAUGUCAAAGAAGGAGACAUUGUGCUCAUGAAAGACUGUCAAAAUGCACGCAACAACUGGCCAAUGGCGAAGAUUACUGCUGUUUUUCCUGGAAGUGAUGGAAGAGUCAGGGAAGUUCAACUCCAAACAUCAGAGCAGGGAACUUUAAAGACUUUUAAGAGACCUAUUUCGGAAAUAGUUGUUCUUUUGCCAAUAAAUUAAUGUUUAAAGUUUGCUAAUGUUCCAUAGUGACCUUAUCAGGCCAGGCGGGGAGUGUUCUGCCUUUCAGGCACGUUUCAAUGCAUUUUAAUAGAAGGACUUUUAUUUUGAAACUACCACUCUUAUUUUGACGGGCCUCGCAGCAACCGGACGUGCUGAGGAGAGAGUUUCCUCUGAGAUGCAGACGGCAGACGCAGGCAGAGAGGAGACCACAAAGCACAGACUGUUUGACACGCAAAUAACUAAGCACAAAUCAGUUCCACUCCGGGCAGAAGCAACGCCUUUUCACUAUUAUUUGUGCUCAAGAUGGCAAGCGUGUAAUUAAAGCCACAACUACAACGAGGACACGUCUUGUCUUUUGAGUCAAAGUUUAGCUAGCUGUCUAGUUGAA
Messenger RNA from Amphiprion ocellaris (clown anemonefish), 3301 nucleotides. RefSeq lists its product as uncharacterized. The transcript has 3 exons. Bases 1 to 2913 code for a protein of 970 amino acids. The record is from RefSeq and is a predicted model, not a curated record. Gene Ontology annotation, molecular function: nucleic acid binding. Lineage: Eukaryota; Metazoa; Chordata; Actinopteri; Pomacentridae. Gene Ontology annotation, biological process: DNA integration.